UGAUUGUGAAGUUCCGCCCUCCCCUGCUGAAUAACACACCUCAGUAUCCCGAGGAGCUUCAGACGCUGCGAGAGAAACGCUCAGUGCACAGGAGAACUGAAGAGACAAAGAGCAGCCUCACACACUCACCCUGGGGGUCUGGAGGACACGACCUGGCUGUCCCUGCAAUCAUCUGGACUAUUUUAUUUCAUUCUCUUGCAACGAGCUCGAUAACACAGGAACAACAGAGCUUUGGGUUGGCGAGCAAAACAUAGUGUAAAUCUGUCUGUCCGAGGCGCGUCCGGAUGAAUUCAUAACCAUCAGUUUGGUUUCACCACACUCAGAGCGGUAUAAUCUGAUUAAGUUGAAUAUGUUCUACCGGUGAACAUACAGAGGUGGAGAAAAUUCAGCCAGAUGUUGAAACGCAUCUAGACUAGUUUUUGUAUCCAUCAAUUGUUGCGCAAAUUGCUGGACAGGCGAAUGCGCUAAUCUGUUCAUUUGAGACUGACGAAAAUCAUCCACAACUCUGAGCUUCGGUUUGUGAAACUCAAAUGAACAGAUGAGUGAAGACAGACUGAGUGUUUCAGGACCCGAGCCGCUGGACAGCGCCUGUGGAGAGUUUCAUGCUUUCAUCCCCGACGAGGGAACAUGUAUCUUUACACCUUUUCCGUAAACAAACAAACGAUUGCUUCCCUUUAAAUCACGCUUUAUAGUCUGAGAUGAUACGCAGCUAAUGAGAAGAGAGGAGAAAUCACUGUAUGGUGAAAUAUAGGAUAAAAUGUCUACACUUCGUAAGAAAUUUGGAAGUGACUAUCAGGUAGUGACCACCACAUCCUCCAGCCAUCAGAAGGAGAAGAAGAGGAAACGGCAGCGAUUCGUGGACAAAAAUGGACGAUGUAACGUCCAGCAUGGAAACCUGGGUGGAGAGACCAGCAGAUAUCUCUCAGACCUAUUCACAACUUUAGUAGACCUCAAAUGGCGAUGGAACCUCUUCAUCUUCAUCCUCACAUACACAGUGGCCUGGUUAUUCAUGGCUUCAAUGUGGUGGGUCAUUGCAUACAUCAGAGGGGACCUGUACCGAGCCCACGAUGAAAAGUACACGCCAUGCGUGGCCAACGUCUAUAACUUUCCCUCUGCUUUCCUCUUCUUCAUUGAGACAGAGGCCACUAUAGGAUAUGGCCACAGAUACAUCACAGAUAAAUGUCCAGAAGGAAUCAUUCUCUUCUUAUUUCAGUCUAUCCUGGGCUCCAUAGUGGAUGCCUUUUUAAUAGGCUGUAUGUUUAUUAAGAUGUCUCAACCCAAGAAGAGAGCAGAGACUCUGAUGUUUAGUGAAAACGCAGUCAUCUCCAUGCGUGACGGCAAACUCACGCUAAUGUUCAGGGUGGGAAAUCUGCGCAACAGUCACAUGGUUUCAGCACAGAUCCGAUGCAAAUUACUCAAGUCCCGACAGACACCUGAGGGUGAGUUCCUCCCCUUGGAUCAGCUGGAGCUGGAUGUGGGCUUCAGCACUGGAGCGGACCAACUCUUUCUCGUGUCACCACUCACAAUCUGUCAUGUGAUCGACACAAAAAGCCCCUUCUAUGAGCUCUCGCAGCGAUCCAUGCAGACAGAACAGUUUGAAAUAGUUGUGAUUUUGGAGGGUAUUGUUGAAACGACUGGCAUGACUUGUCAAGCGCGGACGUCGUACACAGAGGACGAGGUGCUCUGGGGCCACAGAUUCUUCCCGGUUAUCUCUCUGGAGGAGGGUUUCUUUAAAGUCGAUUAUUCUCAGUUCCACGCUACAUUUGAGGUUCACACACCUCCCUACAGCGCAAAGGAGCAGGAUGAGGCAUUACUCAUGUCCUCUCCACUCAUGGCCCCAUCUCUGUGCAAUAGCAGAGAGAAGAACAGCUCCCUGGACUGUCUAGAGCUGCUGGAGGAUCCAGAGAGCACCACUAAAUUACCAGCCAAGUUACAGAAAAUGACAGGUAGAGAUGGGCUGCCCAGGAAGCUCCUGAGAAUGAGUUCCACCACAUCAGAGAUGACAUACAGCCUUGGCGAAAUGCCCAUGAAGCUUCAACGCAUCAGUUCUGUGCCUGGGGUCUCAGAGGAAAAGCAGGUUACCAAGGCGACUAAGAUUGCCACAGAGUCCAUCAGCAAAUCAGUUGCGGACUUGCCGCCGAAACUGCAGAGAAUGGCUGGGGGAGGAGGUCGCAUGGACGGACACUUGCCACCCAAACUCCGAAAGAUGAAUUCUGAUCGUUUCACAUAGAUACUUUCUUCUUCAGCAACUUUCAAAAGGGCCCGCUUAUAAUUCAAGAUAUUUAGCGUGCAUAUAUAGACAGAUAAACCGUAUAUGCAGUACUAACGUAGGUUAAUGUAAUUCAGAACAUCUGUUCCUGUGGUGGGUUCAUAUUCAGUGAACAGGCUCUUUCAGGUUGUUGUUACUACAAGCACAAUCUAGUAUGGAUGACACCCUCAAGUGCAUGUUAAAAUGUUUCUCUCCCUCUGAUGGCAUGACAAGCUGUACAUAUUUAUUUGCCAAGGAAAUGUUAGCAAAUAUUAUUUUCUGCAAGCCAUAUGGUGAUAUAGCGGACAAUUCCUCCUACGUGGCUAAUUAGCAAUUGUUUACCAUAAUACCUCUAUACUGAGCUUAUGUUACAAUGCAUGUGCACAUAUAUAUAUAUAUAUAUAUAUAUAUAUAUAUAUAUAUAUAUAUAUAUAUAUAUAUAUAUAUAUAUAUAUAAGAUAAAUAAUUAUUUAGAAUAGUACAUCUAUUACUGAGAACUGUCAAUUGUGGAAAGCUUUUUAUGGCUUUUAUUUUUACUGAUAUUAUCAUAAAAGGAAAAAAAAUAGGGAAAUCAAUUGGUAAAAGCUGGUAUCUGUCACCUCAUUCAGAAUAGUUCCCCCCAAAAUGCUUUUGUUUCUCACCCUCAGGUUGUUUGAAAGCUGUCUUGCUUUCUUUUGAGAAACACAGAAGUAGAUGCUUUGCAGAAAGUCCAUGCUGCCUCUUUUAAUAGAAUUGAUACAGACAGUGACCAGGGGCUGUCAAAGUUUAAAUAAGAAGAAAAGAAAAAGAAAAGAUACAUUAAAAAUAUGGUCCAAAAAAAAUUCCAAGCUGACGAUUUUCUCCUUCACAUCAAUGGGUUUGAAAUAACAUGAGGACAGAAAUUCCAUUUUUGGAUUAACUAUUCCUUUUACUGUAACAGAGCAAUAACUGAAUGGCUGAUAAGUAUCAAAAUCAGUGUAAUCAUUUAGCAAAAUUACCUGGAAUUUCAACACAAAUUUGUUCAUAUUUCUUGUUUAAACUUGAGACAUCUAAUACACAUUUUACCCCAGUUUAAGCCAUUCUUAGGUUUAUUUAUCUAAAAAGAGUAAACACUGUGGUUCUGUGGUAUGGGGUGCUAGUUGUAACCUGACUAAUCAUUCUGUUUCUUGCACACAACAGUGAAUGUACUUUUUAUUUCAUCAAUAUCAAAAAAAAAAAAAAAAAAAAAAAAAAAAAAGCGCACAAAAUGCAUUUCAUUUACAGAACACUCAGCUGAGGAUAUUUUGUGAAUAAUUUGUACUUCUCUUUUUGGUGACACCUUAACUAUUGGACAUUUCAAUAUCAUUUACAGCAAACAGGUUUUAAAGCAUAUUACAUAUUCACAGUCUUUGAUGUGCUUUCAGGACAUUAGGGCUCAAUAUAAUCCCCACUAUCCACAUUAUUAAAUUAUUUCCUCAUUAUAAGUUGGGUGAAGAAUCAAGGAAUGACAUAACUGAUUCUGCCUCUUCAACUUUUAAUUACCCUGGACUUAAGUGCACCUUCUGCCUUUAUUGAAAAGGAUUUAAAGGAAGGUUCAUUUUAUCCCACGCCCACCCCCACCGUUCUUUCAGAUUCUAGAUGUAAAAUUCGGCGUCUGUGCAAUCAGUGAAGUAGAACCGAGCAUUAGAAGUCUUGAUUGGCUGAUCCUUUAAAGUGUUGAGGUGGUGUCUAAAUCCUGUUAAUGCACCCUCACUGAGCACCUCUCUCCCAAGAGAUUUUUUUUUGCCUGGAUUGCCAUUGAGAUCCCUACACUUUUGUCCAUUAGCCACAGCAUCUUUAAAAAAAGUGUGUAAUUUGAGUGUUGUACACCUGCACCCUUAAAGAUAAUCACUGCUGUAAAAUAGAUGCUAGAUGGAUUGAGAUCCAUUCCAGCCAUAAGCUGUAGCACUAAAUAGAGGCACUCUGUCAGACCACUCUGAUAGCACUUUUAUAUCACUCUGACUCUCCAUUGCAGGUCUGUGGUCAUUAUCAAUGUACAAAAGAAUGAGAAUUGAGGCUGGAACCAAUACCUAAUUAAAUGCUGUCUAUAAAACCAUUCAAUCAGUCAUUAAUGAACUGUCUGUUAAUUAGUUAUAUUGAUUUCAGAGCUGGGUCAUUCUCAGGAAACACUGCAAUUAGUGCCUGGUAAUUUCAGCAAGGUGGCUUUUAUAUGUUAUCGGAAUUAUAAUAAAUAUGAGAUGACGACUUGGAAAUUGCCCAUAAAAUUCUCCUUAUAAUUAUUACAGGACAAAAUCUGAUAUUAGCGGUUGGAUAAUCAGUAACGAAUAAGAGAAAAGUUUCAGUAGUGAAUGGUAAGUUCAUUCAUACUUUGAAAUGCAUUAAAAUAUUCUUGUGCUUCAGAACAACAACAACAAAAAAAAAAAAAACUAUUAAGUUGUUUUUUGAUCACCACCCGUCAGCCCAACGAUGGAAUCCAACGGCCUGGGCGAAGGUAUAAUGCAUGUAUGUUUUUUCAGUGCUCCUAUGAAGUUAAUUUAAUUUUUAGAAUUAGUCCAAUUUUACUUUAACUGUGCACUUAAUCUGACUUCAAUUUCAAAUGAUUACUUUUAGAUUGUGUUUCUACUUAGGAAUUAAUCAUAACUAUUGGUUAUGUAUUAAUUUAGAUGUUUGAUUAUUCUGGAUAUCCUGUAUUUUCAAUUAUUUGUUCAUUAAGGAACCGAUGUUGCAUAGAGAACUUGCGCCGACCGGUCGUAGUUUCACAGACACAAACUUGUCAGUUCUGAUCUUGGACAGAGGAUGCAGGGUGAAUAUUUACCUUUAAGUCGGCCACGCUCUGCUUGCUCAUAACAAAAAAGUGUAAUUUUUGUAUUGUCACGAAAACUGCAACUUACAGUUUUUGUAAGUUGCAAAAGCCAGUUUAACAAAAGUCAGUGAUAGUCAGAAAUCGUAAAGUCUCAAAUGGUGUGCCCCAUGCUCCAUUCACUGAGAAUUCAGUAUGAUCUAUCCUGACCACAUUUGUGGUAACACCAGACUCCACUUUAAUCUACUUGAAAUAAUGAUUUGAGAAUAAUACAAUGAAUCAAAAAGAACAUUUUAUUUGUCAGGUGAAAAUGUAUUAUGCUGAUUACACAAUUAGAAAAAUAGAAGCCAAUUCAGAAAUAAUAGAUACAUAACAUCAAUUGCUCAAUGAUGACUUCAAGAGUAAGAAAUGCAUACCAGACCAUGGGACACACAGUGGUGUGUGGGUGUUUUUAAGACACUCACCCUACUUGGGGGUUUCUGGCUACAGAAUUUCCCAAAUGGCUGCUCUACCACAUUACCUUAAAUACCCAGACCAGAACAAAAGGAUUGUAAAUAUUUAUUUCACCAACACCUGGUUUUAGAGAAGAGGAGAGGUUUUAUUAGAUAACUUGAAGAGGUACCACUCAAAAAGGAGAACAGAAUUCUUCUAAGUUUUUAAUCUUUCUCAUGACUGCAGUGAAAUUGAGACCAUUUUACCAAUUGCACUGAGACAUUUAAAAUGAUACCAAACAUGAAAGGGGAAAAACAAUGGAUUCACAAGAUACAUUAUAUAUGGAAUAUAGACAUUCUUAGUGAACUUUCAGUGUAUUGAGUCAGGGGAGAGGGAGUCGGUAAAAGAGAUGCAUACAUAAGCAUGGAGAGAAGUUUGAGCUAUGUUAUUUCUUUGAGAUCUUCUCUCUUUUAUUGUUUUAUUGCAGGGAGUUUGAUCUCAGCUUUUAUCUUAGCAGGAAAAUCAAGCUUUACAAUUUCACACCACUCACAAAUUCAGGUCUGGAACCCCACAAACACAGAGACGUUGAGUGAUUCAGUGAAACAACUCAAUGCUUUCUAUACUUUUGGAAUGCCGCUUGGUCAAUAUGAUCAGAGAACUCAAACAAAAUGUAGUAUAAUAUCCUUCAUCAGAAACAUCUCUUAUAAGAGACAUUCUAUGUUAUAUUAUAUUAUAUAUUAUACAAUGUCUUACUUUCCUGUUGCAGUGAGAGUGUGAGGUAAAAGAGGUGAUUUUGCUUUAAUACUAUGCUUAAGUGGAAUGAUAUGUACAAAUCCUCAAUACACACCAUGACUAUAUUGAGGUAAAUAUUUUAUGUAAAUUCUUAGGAAAUGCUAGCAUAUGCUUAUAGCCAUAAUUGGUUCGUUUUUAUGCUAGAUUUGGGUGUUAGCUGAGGAAAUGAGUGUGUGGGGAUAUCUGCACAAUUUACUGUAGUGAUGAACUGUAACCAAAAUAAACACAAUAAAAUGGCUUAAUCUGUCCUUUAAGUAUCAAACAGUA
Molecule: messenger RNA, 6497 nt
Organism: Megalobrama amblycephala (Wuchang bream)
Lineage: Eukaryota; Metazoa; Chordata; Actinopteri; Cypriniformes; Xenocyprididae
Gene: kcnj3a
Product: potassium inwardly rectifying channel subfamily J member 3a
Exons: 4
Coding region: 758-2230 (490 amino acids)
Biological process (GO): regulation of monoatomic ion transmembrane transport; potassium ion import across plasma membrane
Cellular component (GO): plasma membrane
Molecular function (GO): G-protein activated inward rectifier potassium channel activity
Source: RefSeq, a predicted model, not a curated record